This is a messenger RNA of Papilio polytes (common Mormon), 2154 nucleotides long. RefSeq lists its product as uncharacterized. NCBI's taxonomy places the organism in Eukaryota, Metazoa, Arthropoda, Insecta, Lepidoptera, Papilionidae. The record is from RefSeq and is a predicted model, not a curated record. The transcript is spliced from 8 exons. Bases 166 to 1845 code for a protein of 559 amino acids.
UGCUGUCAACCAACAGCGAGCGGGGUUCGGCGGGCUACUGGCUUUUGCUUUUAUCAAUCAACUAAACAAAAUAUAUUGAUACCGUAAUGUAAUGUUUGUUUAAGAAAUAUAAAUGCUUUUGGAAGAAUUACUGGUCGGUUGUUUGUAAUAAUUUGGUACCUCAAAAUGCUAGAACAAAGCAAUGCACCGAAGACGAGCAGAAAACGAUUUGUUUCAUGCGAAAUAUGUAAACAUCGUUCAUUCCGAGUAAUGGGUAAAAAAAGGGAUUUUAUGGGUCAGUUCCCUUUAAAUGAGGCUCGAUGCAAAGAAUGGGUAAGACGUGUUGGAAAUGAAGAUCUGGCAUAUGUCCCUAUUGAAAAGUUGCAUAUGUUAAAAUAUUUAUGUGGACAGCAUUUUACUCCUAGAGAUUUUAAUAGAAAGAAAAGUCGUCUCAGAAGGACUGCAAUACCAUCAUUAAAUUUAAAACAUCCUCCACUCUCUGAUGAAAUUAUGGCCUGUUUUCCUUUGCACAUGUAUCAUAGGAAUCAAUCUGACACUGACGACGCCAACAAUAAUGAAGAAAUUGGAAAGCCUAGUCAACCAGACCCUCCAUCCCCAUCGUUUGUAGAUAUGAAACCGAAAAAAGUAGAUCCAUCCCUUAUAAUACCUUAUAUAGUCUCUGAUGCUGAAUAUGAAAUGGAACCACAAAUCUUAUCAAACUUACCAACCUCACUUCCAUAUGAGGAUUUAAUAGAUGAACCACCUGAAGAAAAUAAUGAAGCUCCUUUGGUUGUGAGAUUAUCAAAUAAACGAAAGCCAAUUGCAGAAACGGAAAAAAAUUCAGAAAAUACUGCAGUUGUAACUCUAGACCCUUUAACAAACAACCCAACACUUUUAAUAAAACCCAAAACAGAAACCAAAAGUGUAUGUCCGAUACAAGAAAACAUUUGGACCAAUUGUUCCGCUCCUUAUAUACAAGAAUAUACAAAUUGGGUAGAUGAUUUUUACAACGUUGUACCUGUCGAACAGGAAGGCCAACGUAUGGGGCCUGGUUUAGAGGAUGUUACUCCACAUCCUGAAGUUAUUAUCGAUGAGAAGGGGCGUAUUUUAUUGAAAUAUUUUCCUACACCAUCGAAUAAUAAUGAUUUAACGGACUCAACAAAUAAUUUAAUGGAUUCAACAAAUAAUUUAAUGGACUCAACAUAUAAUUUAAUGGACUCAACAAAUAAUUUGACGGACUCAACAAAUAUAAUUGAGACUUCAAAUGUAGGAAAUUCAGACAACAAUAUCAAUAAAAAUCAGUAUCAACAAAAUAAAACAAAGAGUGAUCCAGAAAAUAUAGAUGAGGAGCAAGUUUUACCUGAAGAUCUUCCCAACAGUGUAAUACCGGAUGUUUUACUGAAAGAAUCUCGACAUAAGCGCGGUAUUACACUUAAAAUUCAAGACUAUAUAGUUCCAGUAACUAGAGGAGAAAAGAUUUUAUAUGAAUAUCUUCUCCAAGUUAGAACCCGACUAGCUAAAUUGAAAUACUUAGUUACAAAACUGUUAUUCAGUCUGAAAGUCGCUAAAAAUAUCGUUUCAAAUCCUGAACUUUUGGCAACCGUGGAACAUUUUCCGAGUACUCAAAAAUUACUUACUCUGAUACCACCAAUAGAUCAACGACCUCAUUAUAAAACGAGUGUAAAGCAUAAAAUUGAAGCUGUGUAUAUUUUAACAAAAGCGCCUUACGGAUACGAAUUUCUAUCUGAAAUGCUAACGUUACCAAGAAGUGAUGUAUUAGUAAAAUUAAUAAGACAAGCUAAUAAAAUUAUGUCUAUUGUUAACUCAAUGUAUGAAUCGAAUGAAAAACAAACAGUACCGCUGUAGAAAACAAACUAUUUGUAGCGUAUAUACAACUGGUCUGCAAAUUGCUUUUGGCAUUUGCCGGUGUAAUUUGGCAAUGAUUAACAACAUUGCCAAUAAAUUUGCCAAGAUCUGCAAAAAGCAUUGAAUUGGCAAUAGUUUGCAAAAUUGCAAACAGAGUUGAAAAUCAAGGAAAAGAACUGCAUAAAUCAGAAUUAGAUGUCGCAAUAAUUUACAACCAAGAGGGAAAAAGCUUUGCUAUAAAAUUACAACAAAAAAUGUGUAAACUAUAUGAAAUGCGAAAAAGAUUGUUAAAAUAUGAACUUUGGCAAU